Messenger RNA from Penicillium macrosclerotiorum, 1143 nucleotides. RefSeq names its product guanine nucleotide-binding protein subunit alpha. NCBI's taxonomy places the organism in Eukaryota, Fungi, Ascomycota, Eurotiomycetes, Eurotiales, Aspergillaceae. Gene Ontology annotation, biological process: G protein-coupled receptor signaling pathway. The record is from RefSeq and is a predicted model, not a curated record. Gene Ontology annotation, molecular function: GTPase activity; G protein-coupled receptor binding; G-protein beta/gamma-subunit complex binding. The transcript has 4 exons. Gene Ontology annotation, cellular component: heterotrimeric G-protein complex. Bases 1 to 1143 code for a protein of 380 amino acids.
AUGGGCUGUAUGAAUUCAAAACCCGCCGAGGCGGACCGGGAUGCGCUUCAACGGAAUGCUCGCAUCGAACGCACGCUCAAGAAUGACAAGAAAACCCUGGACCGGACAAUCAAAAUCCUCCUGCUCGGUGCCGGAGAAUCUGGGAAGUCAACUAUCAUUAAACAGAUGCGGAUUAUUCACAGUGGAGGCUUUCCCGACGAGGAGCGUCACCAAAAUCGGGCCGUCAUCUACUCAAAUAUUGUCAUUGCAUUCAAAGUCCUGUUGGAUAUCAUGAAAACCGAAAACAUAGAAUUUGAGCGUGAAAGCUGCAAGGUACACAACCCAUUUCCUUCCAGUCGGGUAUAUGAAGACAUUGGACUGAUAUUCCCCUUCAUAAAGCCGUUGUCGGCACUUUUAGAUCAAACCGAGCCAGACGUAGGUUCCGAUGAAGCCUUCUCUGACCUGAAAGUUCGUGAUGCAAUGAGAGAGAUGUGGCUCGAUGCAGGUGUCCAGAAGGCUGUUGCGCGGGGGCACGAGUUUGCCUUGCAUGACAACUUGAGCUACUUUUACGACUCUUUGGAUCGUAUCUUCACACCAGGGUGGCUUCCUGACAACCAGGAUAUGCUCCAAGCACGUCUCCGGACAACAGGUAUCACCGAAACUCUGUUUGAGCUUCGCCAAAUGAAUUUUCGGAUGAUGGAUGUCGGAGGACAGCGGUCGGAACGAAAGAAGUGGAUUCAUUGUUUCGAGGGCGUGCAGUGCUUGCUGUUUAUGGUGGCGCUCUCUGGGUACGAUCAAUGUCUGGUGGAAGAUCAGAACGCGAACCAAAUGCACGAAGCGAUGAUGCUCUUUGAAUCUCUUGUCAAUGGCGAGUGGUUUAAGCGUAAGCCUAUCAUUCUCUUCCUCAACAAGAUGGAUUUGUUCAAGGGAAAACUCGCCAUCUCCGCCAUCUCCAAGCACUUCCCAGAUUAUACUGGCGAUGACACCGAUUUCGAUGCUGCCGUCCGAUACUUCUCUGAUCGAUUCCGUGGCAUCAACCGAAUUCCCGAUCGAGAAAUCUAUAUCCAUCGCACCAAUGCUACCGACACCACUCUGCUGAAGGCUACUAUGGACUCGGUGCAGGAUAUGAUUAUCCAGAAGAACCUCCAUACCUUAAUACUAUAA